Synchiropus splendidus (mandarinfish) is the source of this 1080-nucleotide messenger RNA. RefSeq names its product platelet endothelial aggregation receptor 1-like. The coding region runs from base 1 to 1080 and encodes 359 amino acids. Gene Ontology annotation, cellular component: membrane. The transcript is spliced from 8 exons. NCBI's taxonomy places the organism in Eukaryota, Metazoa, Chordata, Actinopteri, Syngnathiformes, Callionymidae. The record is from RefSeq and is a predicted model, not a curated record.
AUGUCGGCAUCACUAGCUAUGAAAGACCGGGACCCCCGAUGGCCUCCAUCCACUGGGGCUGCGUUCACCAGACCUCCAAUUUCAAGCUUCCCUAGCAUAGGCACGACUCGAAAACCGACUGUUGGAAUACCGCAUUGUUUCAUCAUUUCCCAAAGAGGAAGAUGUGAGAAGACAUGUUCACGUAAGUGCCAGGCACGAUGUCCCUGCCAGAAUGGAGGAAUCUGUCGCGGUAAAGGCAUCUGUGCUUGUCCUCCUAGCUGGACGGGAGACGUUUGCACGGAGCACUGCCCCAAGGGAAGGUUCCCCAACUGCGCCGAGGAGUGUGUCUGCCACAACAGAGGCAAAUGUGGCCCUGAAACCGGACAGUAUCAGUGUGCCAAAGGUUUCACAGGAAGCAGGUGUAACGAAGAGUGUACGGCGGGCAGCUACGGUCAGGACUGCAAAGGCGUGUGCGACUGUGCUAACGGCGCUCGGUGUUACAACAUCGACGGAGGCUGCCUGUGUGAGCCGGGCUUCAGAGUUCCUCACUGCAGGGAGAGGAUGUGUGCUCAUGGAAAAUACGGCAUGCACUGCAAACGGACAAGUCUCUGCCAGGACAAACACUCGCUCAGCUGCCACCCAAUGAAAGGCGAAUGUACGUGCCAGCCAGGUUGGGCAGGACUCUACUGUAAUGAAACAUGUGCGCACGGUUUCCAUGGCGACGGCUGCCUGGAGCCUUGUUUGUGUGUGAACGGAGGCGUGUGUGACAGCGCCACCGGCAAAUGCCAGUGUGCCCCCGGGUACACGGGUCUUCACUGCGAGAAUCCCUGCAAAAGCGGAACAUAUGGGAAGAACUGCACUCUGGAGUACGCCUGCAAGAACUUCAUCAACUGCUCACCGGUUGAAGGGACUUGUUUCUGCAAAGAAGGUCCUCGCUGCAGUGAGCCGUGCUCCGAGGGUCUGUGGGGGCGCCACUGCAACCAGACCUGCUUCAAACACUGUCCCAACAGCGACACCUGCCUGAGGGAGACUGGGGCAGUCAAGUUUAAGGGCCUGGGACUUAAACUGUUGAUGCAAGUAGCACAGAUUAACUACACAUAA